AUGUCUUCAUCAACAUCAACCAUCAUGAAAAAGCGUAAGCGACGUCAAUGGACUUUAAAUGAAAAAUUAAAUGCAAUCGCCUGCUUCGAAAAAAACAACAACAAACACCAAACAGCCAAGGACGUUGGAUGUGCUACAAAACAACUUCGCCUGUGGAUCCAGAAUAAAGAUAAAUUAUUAAAAUUGGCAUCUCAAAAGAAAGGUAAAAAACGCAAGCGUCUUGGUGGAGGUGGUAAAAAAUUAACUUACUUGGAACUUGAUUCUCGUUUAUUUGCCUGGUAUCGUCAAAAACGUACUGAUCCUGGAUCGACAACAAUAUCUGCUUCUGAUAUUCGUAAGGAAAGAGUAACAUUUCGUCAACUUCAACGCUGUGGACGACAAUUAAGUGGAGAAUUAAAUCACCCAUGUCCAUCACCAAAAUGGUUUGGUCGUUUUCUGGUUCGUCAUCGACUCUCUCUUCAACGUCCAAAACAACAACAGAAGAUUCCACUCAAUGAUGUUCAUCAAAAAGCAACUUCAUUUUAUACCUUUCUUCGACGAGCAAGUCGAUGGGCUCCAAAACGUGGCCCAAUGGGGGCCUUUACCCCACGUGACGUCUUCAACAUGGACGAAUCUCCACUUGCAUUAACUCUUCCGAAUUAUACGUUCGAUCCAACUAUAGUCGAUUCCCCAUUAUUACAUAUUGAUGAAUCCGACGACAAUCAUGAAGAACAACAGCAAAUAGCAAUUCAAGCAAAACUAGCUGAAGAUCAGAACAAAAAUUUAUCAAAUCAGAAAAAUAAACAAUUAAAAUUAACUCAUUUUUGGAAAAAGUAA
Messenger RNA from Rotaria sp. Silwood1, 816 nucleotides. NCBI's taxonomy places the organism in Eukaryota, Metazoa, Rotifera, Eurotatoria, Philodinida, Philodinidae. The record is from the annotation of a GenBank genome assembly.